Messenger RNA from Kwoniella shivajii, 1851 nucleotides. RefSeq lists its product as uncharacterized. Bases 1 to 1851 code for a protein of 616 amino acids. Gene Ontology annotation, cellular component: mitochondrial inner membrane. The record is from RefSeq and is a predicted model, not a curated record. Gene Ontology annotation, molecular function: magnesium ion transmembrane transporter activity. The transcript has 7 exons. Gene Ontology annotation, biological process: mitochondrial magnesium ion transmembrane transport. NCBI's taxonomy places the organism in Eukaryota, Fungi, Basidiomycota, Tremellomycetes, Tremellales, Cryptococcaceae.
AUGUCGAGAUCCGCGCAUCUUUCCAAGGUGAUAUCGAUAGCUGGACCAUCUAGAAUCCGACAUUUCCAAUCUACUUUGCCACCACCUAGACUUAUACGAUCGAUCUUUCAAGUGAGAUGUAAUUCCUGUCAACAUCAACGACAACGUCGUGGUUUAUUCACAAGGAGAAGUACUUCAUUCUGGACUCAUUCAUACCCCUCAUCUGAUAUACCACAAGUGCCUUAUACACCUCCAUCACCUUAUCAAGAUCACCACAACCAAGAUCAACAAGGUCAUUCAAAUAACGAACAUCAAUCGAAUUCAGAUAUAGGUCAAAGAAAAGAUAGGAAACAGAGGUAUCUGGAUAGUCUAAUGGAUAAAGCUGGUGAACUGAGUUUAAGAUGUUCAGUACUUGACUCGGAAGGGAAUUGGACAGCUGAAGAAGGUAAAUAUAAGAAAACAGAAUUAUGUAGAGAACAUGAUUUAGAUCCAAGAGAUCUACGUAAAUUAGAUUCAUUGUCACCUAAUCUAGUUCCUAUAAUAUUAACGAGAAAAUCUUGUAUAUUGAUAUCAAUGUUAAAUAUAAAAGCAUUGAUUAAGCCUGAUAGAGUCAUUGUGUUUGAUAUUGCCGGAACACAAGAAUCUGAAAUUCAAAAGAGGUUUAAAUAUCAUCUGGAAAGGAAUAUUAGAGCUGGUCUAGGAAUACAUCCACUUUCUCCACAAUCGCAAUCACAAUCAGAAUUACAAUCUGAAAUACAAAUGAAGAAGGAAGAUGAUAUAGAUCUUGAUAAUAGUAGUAGUAGCAUUAACGGCAAUAACAAUGUUAGUGGAGAAGAAUGUGAAGAAGAAGUUUUAUGCUAUGAACAUAGAGCUCUCGAAUCCAUCCUGGUAGCAUCAGCAAAUGCUCUAGAAGAAGAAAUGGCUUUUACCCGUCAAUUAGUCAGACAGCUUUUGACUGAUCUCGAAGAUGACAUCAAUCGAGAUAAUUUGAAAAGGUUAUUACACUAUUCAAGAAGGAUAGUCGGGUUUCAAAGUAGAGCGAGAUAUGUGAAAAGGGCCGUAGAUGAAAUUUUGGAGUCUGACGAGGAUCUUUCUGCAAUGUACCUUACUUCUCGAGCACUUGGAAGACCAAGAGCACUGCAUGAUCACGAGCAACUGGAAUUACUAUUAGAGAGUUUUGUAAAGCAGGUAGAGGAAAUUGUUAGUGAAGUGGAUACGACUGUCGCGAAUAUGAACUCGACCCAAGAAAUCGCAGAGUUGAUGCUUGAUUCAGGACGCAACGCUCUUCUCGCUUUAGAUAUCAAGAUAUCCAUAGCUACUUUGGGUAUAGGGACAGGAGCGUUAGUUGCUGGAUUAUUCGGUAUGAAUUUAACAACACAGCUUGAAUCAACACCGUAUGCUUUUAUUGCCGUAUCGGGAUCAGCAAGUCUAAUAGCAUUAUUAGUAAUGAUAUAUGGUUCGAAAACGUUAAGAAGAGUCAGAAGAGUAGCGUUGACAGAUAAAAGAUAUUCUGAUUAUUCAAAUAUGAUGACUUCACAAAGAUGGGAUAGAAGCGUAGAUCAGUAUUCGAAAGGUUUUGACCCGGCUUUGAUUGAUAGGAAAUCUGAAAUUGCAAGAAAAGCAAUUUGGGAGAAACUAUUUUGGAGAAAGAUGAUCCCUCCUCAAUCUGCUGAUUUCUCUGCCGCUAGUGCUUCGGCUUCCAGACAAGCUAAAUUACAAGCUAGACUAGAUGCGAGAGGCGGGUCAAGAGGUUGGCAUUAUAAUCGAAUGUCAGAAUCAGGAACUCAAGAUCAAUGGAAUCCACAGAUGGAAAAUGGGGUUUGGAAAUGGGGUAAAGGGUAUGGUCAUUCGAAAAGAUGGGCUAAGGAUUGA